This is a messenger RNA of Aspergillus japonicus CBS 114.51, 904 nucleotides long. RefSeq names its product putative oligosaccharyl transferase subunit Dad1. Gene Ontology annotation, cellular component: oligosaccharyltransferase complex; membrane. The transcript is spliced from 3 exons. NCBI's taxonomy places the organism in Eukaryota, Fungi, Ascomycota, Eurotiomycetes, Eurotiales, Aspergillaceae. Gene Ontology annotation, biological process: protein N-linked glycosylation. Bases 110 to 685 code for a protein of 191 amino acids. The record is from RefSeq and is a predicted model, not a curated record.
CCAGACGCUCUCUCAUCCUCUCAGUCAUUCUCUUUCGCACGAUCUUUCACGCCAAUUGAUUUUUAUUCCAACCCGAGACGAGAUCCAGGCACUUCCUCCUCCAGAAAUCAUGCCUGCCAAACGCACCGCCGCCGCCACCGGCCCCGUCCCCGCGCCCUCACCUCCAACUAUACCCUCAUCCUCAACCACCACCACCACCACCACCACCACCACCGCUACUGCCUCGCCCUCCUCCUCCCUCUCCUCCGGCCCCAAGACCCUGACCACCAACUCCUCCGUCCUCGACAUCGCCCACACCGUGUGGCAGCAAUACCUCGCCACCACCCCGCAGCGCACGCUGCUGCUCGACGCCUUCAUGGGCUUUUUGGUCCUGGUCGGCGGCGUGCAAUUCCUCUACUGUGUUCUGGCCGGCAACUACCCCUUCAACGCCUUCCUGAGCGGCUUCUCGGCUGCGGUGGGCCAGUUCGUGCUUACCGCUAGCUUGCGCAUGCAGACUUCUUCGACUUCGGCUGCGACGGUGUCGUCGGGUGGGAAAGGGGCGAAAGGGAAAGCCGCCGCCGCCGCUGCUGCUGCUGCGCUGGGGAAUGAGACUGGGGGGAAUGGGAUUUCGCAUGAGAGGGCGUUCGCGGAUUACAUCUUCGGGAGUUUGAUCUUGCAUUUCUUCUGUAUCAACUUCAUCAACUGAGCGGUUUUCGGGUUGGAAUUGGGGUUGCGAGGUUAAUGGGAUCGGGGGUGGAAGGUUGGGUUUGGUUGGGAUUUCAGAGAGUGGGAUUAGGACUACAGUAUCCAGAGGUUAAGAUCACUGCGGCUGGACUGGGCGCUUAGUGAAGGUUGCGGUUUGAAGAAGAUCCCUGGUGGACUUGGUGCUGUAAUCCUGAUCUGUCUGGUCUGAUCGGGUCUGAUC